ACAACUUCUUGUGACAAGGAGUUUGGAUUGCCAUCAUCUCAUAUCAUGAAAUCACAUUUCAGGGGAAUAUCUGACUCCAAAGCAGUGGUUUCUGCUUGGAAAUGUUCAUUAAUGUAAGACACUGUCCUCAUGAAACUUCUUCCAGAGAAGGGGUGCAUUUUAAAUAAGGUGAUUAAAUUUAAAAAAUGUGAAAGCGUGGACAAUUCUACGAAACACUGAAUAAAGAGAGCUCACUGAAAGUGAAAGUAUAUUUCUGAAAGUGAAAAUCAGAGGAAAUAGCAGCUGAUGUAAGAAGAAGUAUACUAAGGAUCGUUACUUGGGGAUAUUUUUUAAGAUGUGGUGAAGAGCCUUUGUUUUCAUCUGUACAGUUUAUAGUGCCUUAAAGAUGGGGUUUGGAAGUGACUUGAAGUAUUCGCAUGAUGCUUUAUUAAAACUGCAAGACUGGGAACUACGACUGCUCGAAACGGUCAAGAAAUUUAUGGUCAUGCGUGUAAAAAGUGAUAAAGAGUAUGCCUCCACUUUACAGAAUCUUUGUAAUCAGGUAGAUAAAGAAAGCACUUGUCAAUUGGAUUAUAUCAGCAAUGUAUCCAAGUCUUGGUUGCUCGUGGUACAACAAACAGAACAGCUGAGCAAAAUAAUGAAGACGCAUGCAGAAGAUCUUAAUUCCGGGCCUUUACAUAGGCUUACAAUGAUGAUCAAGGACAAACAGCAAGUGAAGAAGAGUUACAUAGGGGUUCAUCAACAAAUUGAAGCAGAGAUGUACAAGGUCACAAAGACAGAACUUGAGAAACUAAAAUCUAGCUAUAGACAACUAAUAAAAGAAGUAAAUUCUGCCAAAGAAAAGUAUAAAGAAGCCGUGGCUAAAGGAAAGGAGACUGAGAAAGCCAAAGAUCGAUGUGAUAAAGCCACUAUGAAGCUUCAUAUGUUGCAUAAUCAGUAUGUAUUGGCACUGAAAGGAGCACAGUUGUAUCAGCACCAAUAUUAUGACACUACGCUUCCUUUGUUACUUGAUUCACUACAGAAAAUGCAAGAAGAAAUGAUUAAAGCCCUAAAAGGAAUCUUGGAUGAGUAUAGCCAGAUCACCAGUCUUGUUACAGAAGAGAUUGUGAAUGUCCACAAAGAGAUCCAGACUUCGGUUGAACAGAUAGACCCUAAUUCUGAGUAUAACGACUUCAUAGAUACUCACAGAUCUUCAGAAGUUGUUGAACAAGAAAUAGAAUUUGAUACGUCCUUAUUAGAAGAAAAUGAAAACCUUCAAGCUAAUGAGAUCAUGUGGAAUAACCUAACAGCAGAAAGUUUACAAGUCAUGUUAAAAACAGUAAUAGAAGAACUCAUUCAAACACAGCAAACACUUUUGAGCAAAGAGGAACUUGUGUUGGAACUAGAGAAAAAAAUAGAAGACUCUUCUAAGACGUGUGAAAAGAAGUCAGAUAUUGUUCUCUUGCUGAGCCAAAAGCAAGCACUGGAAGAACUUAAGCAAACUGUUCAGCAAUUAAGAUGCUCUGAGGCAAAAUUUGCAGCACAGAAAGAACUACUGGAACAAAAAGUGCAAGAGAACGAUGGGAAAGAACCACCACCUGUAGUGAAUUAUGAAGAAGAUGCCAGAUCAGUCACUUCUAUGGACAAGAAGGACAAAGUCUCAAGAUUUGAUACUAUACGUCACUCCAUAGCUGGAAUUAUAAGGUCUCCAAAAUCCAUGUUGGGCUCAUCAUCAUUCUUUGAUGUAAUAUCAACCACAGAGAAACCGUUGGCAGAACAAGACUGGUAUCACGGUGCAAUUCCAAGAAUAGAAGCCCAGGAGCUGUUAAAACAGCAAGGAGACUUCUUGGUGCGAGAGAGCCACGGGAAACCUGGUGAAUAUGUCCUUUCUGUGUUUUCAGAUGGACAACGGAGACACUUUAUCAUACAAUAUGCUGAUAAUCAAUAUCGUUUUGAAGGAACUGGAUUUCCAACUAUUCCUCAGCUCAUAGAACAUCAUUAUACAACAAAGCAAGUUAUUACAAAGAAAUCUGGUGUUGUUCUGCUGAAUCCUGUUGUGAAGGAUAAGAAAUGGGUUCUCAAUCAUGAGGAUGUCACUCUGGGAGAAUUACUGGGCAAAGGUAAUUUUGGUGAGGUAUAUAAGGGAACGUUAAAGGAUAAGACACCUGUUGCUGUAAAAACCUGUAAAGAAGAUCUUCCUCAGGAAUUGAAAAUCAAAUUUCUGUCAGAGGCCAGAAUACUCAAACAGUAUGACCAUCCUAAUAUUGUAAAACUCAUAGGAGUUUGCACACAAAGGCAACCUAUUUAUAUUGUUAUGGAACUUGUUCCAGGAGGCGAUUUCCUGUCCUUUUUAAGAAAAAAGAAGGAUGAGCUGAAGACCAAACAGUUAGUGAAAUUUUCAUUAGAUGCUGCUUCUGGUAUGGCGUACCUUGAAUCGAAAAACUGUAUACACAGGGAUCUGGCUGCAAGGAACUGCUUGGUGGGUGAAAGCAACAUACUGAAAAUAAGUGAUUUUGGAAUGUCUCGUCAAGAGGAUGAUGGAGUAUAUUCAUCAUCAGGCUUAAAGCAGAUUCCUAUCAAAUGGACUGCCCCAGAAGCCCUCAACUACGGGAGAUACACAUCAGAGAGCGAUGUAUGGAGCUUUGGAAUCCUUCUGUGGGAGACAUUCAGUUUAGGAGUAUGCCCGUAUCCUGGAAUGACCAACCAGCAAGCACGAGAACAAGUUGAGAAAGGUUACCGAAUGUCAGCACCACAGAAAUGCCCAGAAGAAAUAUAUAAAAUAAUGCAGAGGUGCUGGGACUAUCAUCCCGAGAACCGACCAAAAUUCAGUGAGAUUCAGAAAGAGCUAUCUUCAAUCAAAAAGAAAGUGACAUAGUGAUGUACUAGUGCCAAACUCAAUAUGUGGGACUUGAUUUUCCAUUGACGUAUUUUUUCCCCUUAAACACUAUGCGUUUAUACAACAUUAUUUGCAAUAUUCAUUUAGGAUUACUUUAAAAUUAACUGGUUUUUAUAUACAUGUGUACCAUCUUGAAUUAUGUCUACACCUGCAUUAAAGACAUAUACUGCCAAAUGCUAUAUAUCCAAUCACAGUAAUAUUGUCAUUUAGGUUACAUGUAAAUAGGAAAGCAGAUACUGUAGAUUUAAGGAAUUGUGGCUUUUAUGUGUUUUACAGCAAGUAACUGCUAAUUUUUCAGAGUUUUUCUACUUAACACAGUCUUCUCACUCUGCUGUCCCUGUCUCAGUUGUCAACACCAGCAGCUCUCUAACAUGGUGACUGUGUCAUGCAUGUUGGCCUUAAGACUGAAGACAGUUUUGACAAGUAUUUCAGCUAGAAAUUUUUGUAUUUUUCAAAUUCUAUCUGCAACUUAUUCUUUUUUUUUAUGAUAGCUUGUUUCAAGGGUAAAGGUCAAUUAGAUUCUGGAUGUAAGUUUGCUUACCAAACAGCAAAAUCCAGAAAUUUCUUCUGUAGAAAAUUGAGCUACAUGUUCAUUUCUUACCAUGCUAUAUUAAGUUCUUAUGACUUUUGAUAUUAUUUACCUAUGCCCUUUAGUCUACCCCUUUUUUUUCCUAUGAAGCCAUCAGAAUUCAGUAAUGUGUCUUCUUUAAUUACCUAUGUUUGUUUAAGAAACAAACAAAAUAACAGUCAUUGAGCACAUUCAUUGUUAAGAGAUACUGCAAAUCAUCUGUCUUCCAAAGAAUGGGUAAAAACAAUAGGCCAACAGAAAGAGGUUUGCUAACGAUAGCAGCAUUGUAAUAGGUGACCAAUAGCAUUGAUCUUAGAGGAGUUAAACAGUGUAAAUUUCUAGAUUUGCUUUUGAUCUGAUGUUUUUCCCUUAAAUUGGCAAUAACCCUCAGUGUGCUGUUGGAGCUUUUAAAAGGUUACACAAAAAAAAGCACAUUCCAUGCGUAGUGUUGAAGGGAAAACGCUAUGUUUAUAUGGCAUGAGGAAUUAUCCAAGAAACCCAAAUAAGAACGUGUAUUUUAAGUCUGUGACAGGUGAAACGAAGCAGAGUAGAAAUACUCACCUUCUAAAUUUUUAAAAUCAUUACAAUCAGGUUUUAAAAGAUGGGGGAUAGACAAAUUGUAAAUGUCACCAAAAAUAAAGGAAACUUGUUAAAAAAAAAAAAAAAAAAAGGUAACAUUCCAUAGUAUAAGAUACAGUAGACAGGGAAUAGAGGAAAGGUACAGUGUGUUGCUCUGACUUUGUGUUCUCUUCAUAGUGGGGAUCAUUUUCUUUUGUUUCUACAUAGAAACAAAAACAAGUUACAGUACCCUGGUCCGAGCUCCAGAGUUAAGGUGCUUAAGAUUUCUUCAUGAAUUAAAUAAAAUUUUUCAGAUCAAGGAAUGUCUGUUGCUGUUACUACAAGUACACGGAGACUGAAGGUAACACAGCAUUAUUAGCCCUAUGUAGUGAAAUCUGUGGCUACACUGCAUUUUUAUUUCCCUUAAGGCGGCUUUUCUGUCAUCCACAGAAUUUAUGCUCUUUUAAAGCAUGUUUGUGGUAGUGCAGGGUGGUAAUGAUUAAGGGCUAUGUGUGACAAAAAUAUGUGUAAUCUAAAAGAAUUUGUCUGGGGGCUGCUCCGAAAGUAAUGCAUCCUGUUUUAUUACGUUGGUCCAUGAUGUCAGAGGCAGUUGAUUGUGGUAUGGCAGCACAGGGGCAGCCUGACAAUAUGGCAUCUGACAUGGAAAUGUAGAUGAAGCAAAUGUGUGUCACUGAAUUCCUCCAUGUAGAAAAAAUGGCACCCACUGGCAUUCAUUGAUGCUUGCUGAGUGUUUGUAGAGCCUGAACAGUCAGGUGGUGGGUGGUGCAUUUCAGCAGCGGUGCCAGCAGUUUACCUCCACUGGUGCAGGUUUUUAUAAGCACAGCAUGCAGGCUUUUGUUCUUUGCUGGCAAAGAUGCAUAGCUCAUGGUGGUGCCAGUGUUUGGAAUUAAUGUAUUGUAGUUGAGAAUUUGCUCUAUCAAAUAGUGUUAUUGUGCUUUUUGUAUCUGUCGUACUUUCCAUGGAAGUCAGUGGGAGGCAUUACUUCUGGAGCAUCCUACAUGCAUACCCAUUAAGGUGUAAUACUUGGCAAACUUGAUGGCCUGAAUUGAAACUUCCUUAUCAGGAAAUUCCUUAUACUGGACGUAUUUUCUUAGUACUGUAUUUCCGAGUAGCCCAAAGAUAUUUUUCAAGAGCAGUGGGAAGCAUUCUUGUUCAUUUGUGUGCUAUUAAGUAUUACACACAGUUUGUGCCUUAAUUUGCUUGUAUGCUAAUGCAAAUGCAAGUGCACUAAGAUUAAGAAAUGCACCACAACGAUAUGGAAAAAUCCCUGUCUCAAAUCUAUUAUUAAUCCAACUGCUGGUCAUUAGGUAUGCACCAAGAAAGUCUGCAAGUAAGGGUAAUGGUGUCUUCUCUAUCAGCAUUCAUUGAUUCUCUGGAGAGUUGAUAUUCUUCUUCUGUGAAAGAGAUGAAUUACGUUUCUUUGCUAUAUGCCCUGGACAGAAAAAAAAACAAAAAAAAAAAAAAAAAAAAAAAAAAAAACAAAAAACAAAAAAAACCCCAAAAAAACAAAAAACAAAAAACAAAAAAAAAAAAAAACCCUUCUUUUUAACGAAAUACUAUUUUAUUUGUCCAUCUUGAUUCUCAUAUAUAGAUAAGAAAUGCAUUCUUAUUUAUUCUGAAAUGAUUAACAUUUGUAAUUCAUAUCACAGUUCUGUUUAAAUGUAGUGUACUUCUUAAAAAAUGGGGAUAAUUCAGCAGCAAGAAGAUAUAUUGUUGCUGCUGAAGUCAGCAUAAGUUCAGCUAAAAAAUAAUCAUUCUUCAGGAGAAUACCAGCUUGAGUUUAAAAUAAAAUAAAUUAUAACACAUAUAAAAGGUAUAAAAUGAAUUUAAACACAUAGUCUCUUCAAUUAUUUAAUGCUUUUUUUUUUGCCUUUUUUUUUUUUUUUUUACAAUUAAUUUUUCAGUGUUUGUGGCAGAAUUUGUUCAUCUUUUCUCAUUUGUAGUUAAUGCCAUUAUACUUUAGGAAGUGCAAUCCCUGCCUAUGAAUACUUAGUCUCUAAGUUUCUAUGAAUUUCUUGCUGGAGGAGAGUUUACAAACAAAACUGCCCUAUGAUGAAAUGUAAGAGACAGACAUAGUAUUCAGGAGCCAAAGUCACCACAUCUGCUUUCUAUGAACUUUUGAUGACUGAAGUCUUGCAUUAUGCAUAGGUUGUGCAAGUACUUGUGGCUGCACAUAGCUUGUAGACUUGAUUUGCUAUGGAGAGUUCACAAAAAAUGUCAGUCUCUCUUGGACAUACAGUAUUUCAAGUAGGUUCUUAAAUCUGCACUCAGUCUCAGCCAGGUGGAGUCCAAAGGAGUUCUGAACUGUGUACACUGCUCAAUGGGAGGGACUCAGAAUACUCUUAAGGGCUGAGCCCAGAUGUUGUCUUCAGAAUUCAGCUGUCGGUGAAAUCAUGAGGAUUCCUCAGCAUUUCAGUUUUAUUGGAAGCAAAGUAUUGAAAAGCAUCGUGUCUGUAAACAAACUCACUUCAGCAGAGGUGUAAUCUUUUAGAAGUAGCACUCCACCAAGACCUUAUCCUUCAAAUGUACAUUUUCGUCAGUUUCUAAUAAAAACAAUGAGGCAGUUUUUCAUGUAGUGACUAAAGUUAUUUUGCAUUUCUUCUUCAGUUUGUAAAGUCUCAUCCUGUUUAUGUGAAGCAGAGAACUAGUUAAGGAAAUAGUAGCUUAUUGUUUAAUCUGUGUCUUUAACCACCUGUUAUAAUUACCCACACCUGAAACUUACUAUGAUGUUAUCCAUUCAUUAUCUAUUAUGACUAUUUUAACUACUUUGUUAAGCUUAUUGCACCCAUUGUAAAGAUACUGUUGGUAAAAAGCACAUGCAAUAAACGAAUAAGUAAAUAAACAAGUACUUCUCCUGAGGUUACAUAGAAUAACCAGAACCCAGAAGCAUUUAAAAAUGCUUUGCAUCUCUUCCCAGAUGUCCUGCUGCACGGAUAGUACCAGUUGUCAUUAACUGCAGAGCCUGUGUCCUUAGUCUGACUGUCACGUCCUCUACAUGGCAGUGCCUCUGAUGCAUUUUCAACUGUGAAUUGUUGGAAGGGAUGAGUUAGUGUGUAAAUAGUGUCAUUACAGAUGAUAUUCAAGAGCAUCACUUCUGGAGGUGGCUGGUUGUAACGAGCAGUGAUAAAUCAUUCUAAGGAUGGAAUAAAAAGAAAGAGGCAAAUAGGGAAAAUCCACUUCCUAUAACAGCUGUCUCAUUUGUGGGCAGUACUAAUGUUGUUACAGCAGUGCACUUGUAUUUGUAACGUUUUUAUGACUAAGAGUAAAUUAGUUUGCUAUUAAAAUAAGAGUUCAUCAAUUACUAUUUUUUUCUUAAAGCGUAAAAGAACUUGUGAUAUUCUUGCCAGGCUAUUUCUUGGAUAUUGUGGAGGGAAGAAUACACAGAGGAUGGAGAGAUGCCCCUUGUACCAAACAAGGUAUUUUCUUUUUCUUCUUUCAGAAAUAAAGAGCUUUAAUUAGUAACAAAAAAGCACAGAGGAAGUCCUGUAUUCCUGAAGUUCUAAGCAAUCAUGGCUUAAGAGUGGUGUGCUAAAUCAGCUCUGUUAAGCAGGUUUUAUUCUGAUUUCUUCCUGCAGAAAUGACUGUAAGAAUGGAGUCAUUAAACAUUCACAACUUACGGCUUAUAAGAAAAAAAAGCAUUAACAGCAACACCUAUCAUCUUUCUAUAAGAAUAACAUCAGUAAAGAGUGUUUUUUGUAGUCUUAUACUAGAAUCCCCCCAGCACAGCAUUUCUUCCUAAAACGCAAAAAGAAAAAAGAAAAAAAGGACACCAAAAACACCAACAGGAAAAUAACCCACGUAAAAGUCUCACGCUGAAAACCCAAAAAUCCGUUGUCAAAUUCUGAAUGCUCUUCCUAGUGUUGUCACUGAUCCUUCACUGAAGCAGAUAAUGCAGCUGUGAUUUCAGCUCUGUCCAUUUCUCAGCAUUGCAUGUUUGUGCACUAUUAACACUCAGCUUCACUUGCAGACUUGGCUUGGUGAGAGUGUUCCUAAAUUGCCACUAUUUGGAAUUGCCAUCUAGUUUUAGGACUACAAAACCUUACAGACCAAGUACAUAGCUGACAUUUAUGAGUUCUGAAAGAGGUGCAUCUUCCUCCAUUUAAACCAUCCAAAAAGUUAAAGCAUUUCUGCUUUUUAAAAGGAGAAGUCAGAGAUUUCUUCUAGAUUACAUGUGUUGAAAACAUGUGCAAGGACCUUCUACUACUGAAAAAGCACAGAUCCACAUUGUCGUCUCUAUAGUCAGCUCAGUCUUUCCUAACAUUUGAAGAAAUCCCUAAUUAUCAAAUUCAGUAGUAAUAUGAAACAUUGAUUUUGUUACGUAAACUACUUCACUCAGAUCCUGUGCUUGAAUUAUUCAAGAUCCUUCCACUGCUCACGGUGUGUGGGGGGUAAUUCCAGCUGAGCUCUGCUGUAGUGCUCUGCGCCCUGCAUCUCUGAACUGUUCCUUAGUUCUGACACUGCCACAUACCACGCGUGGUGCCUGUCGCUUAAUCCAAGGAAGUUACUCUUGUGACAGAAAAACUUCAAAUGUAUCUCUGGCUUAGUUUGACUCAAAAAUAUUAUAGUGCCAUUAUACUCUCCUGUGGCAACGUGUUUGUAUGAAGACUGAACUCACUGUGAAUUAAGGUGAAGCGCAUCAUCCAAACUGUGUUUCCAAUCGUGCUACAAAUCCUGGGUGUAUCAUGAAUUGUACAUACCAUAAAAGACACUGAAAAACAGCAUUCCUGACUGCCUGGUUUGUGGUACAGAGCGUCCCGCUCACAUGGAAAAAUUAUGAAGCUAAUUGCACUCCUGGAAAAAGGGAUGAUUUGCUGACAGACCAGAUACAAAAUGCUAUCUUUGAAAUUAGUAGCAAUGACUUAAUUCUCACUAAACCUCCUUGUAAAUAUGCCUUUUAAUUGCCAGGAAUUCCCUCUGACUGUUGAUUUGCAUUAUUUAUAUCCAUUUUUCUUUUAUAAAUUUGACUUCCAUAUGUGAUACAAUGUUUACUUGUGCUGGUAGUUUUAUCCACUACCUCCAAAUACUGAGCCGUGCAGCUUCAGGAGCUGAUCGUUGCUUUGCUCAGUCUGCAAACUCUGCAGGGAGUCAGUCUUCCAAGAGGUGUCCAAGUUGAUACAUCUUAAGGCUUUGUAAAUAUCAGCAAAAGUAAUUGUUUCAGUUCAAACCUGUUGCAGUUCUAACAGCAGUCUUCCUUAUAGGAAACACCACUUUAGUAGUAGCAUUUGAGUGUUAUUUGAGUUCAACAAGAGGGUAGAACUCUUUAGGGCAAAGGCGUAGUUAGUUGCACCAUUCUAGUGCAAAGGAAUAGCUCUCACCAUGAAAGUGAAUUGCUGGGUUCCAAUUACAAUGGCUAGGUGCCCUUGGUCAUGCUGGUACAUGGCAUGGAUGCGGCCAGGUUGCUGUAGGAAGGGCCUUGAAGUCUGCAUGGGACACUUCUGUAAGACACUUAAUGCUUGCUGCAGUCUGCCAACAAACUUGCUGGUGAGGGGAAGCUUGCUGCAUGGUGAGUUGUGACUGAUUGCUGGCAUUGCCUGAGCUUGUGCAUAAGGGAAGAGCAACAGCAUUAUUUCAUUGUCAGGCAAAAAAAGACUGUCCAGGCAAACGAAAGAGGAAAUAUGCGAGGGGGAGCUUUCCUUCCGUCUUCUGUUUAGUCAUGUUACAGAUUCAAAUCUCCAACAGAGCUACGCACUAGGGAAAAUGUUCGUGUUCCUGCUGUUGUGUAACCUGUAACUGACAGGUUAACCGGAUGGGUUUAUUUCCAAAAAACAUCUAAUAGGAUGAAACAGGCUCAUUGCACAAGGCACAAAAGUCAGGCGGACUCCUAAAAGGAAAUUGCUGAGGACUGAAACCCCAAACACUUGUCCUUUCUGUAGAAGGUCUGUAUAGUUACAUGUGCAUCCAAAGGACUCCCAUAGAGUAGUCUGGGGCUAACUGUUCUAGGAUGCCUGCUUUUCAGCUGCAGGUGUUUCUUUUCCUUUGUGCCAUUGCAGCAGCUGGGAAUGGCAGAGGGGCACUGAGGGAGGGCCGGGUCACGGAGCCACGUGCAAGGGAUCCUCGACACCACUGAUCAUGAGUAGGUUACAGCUUGCAAACAAACUUUCUUUUCCAGUUUAUGCCUGAGUUAAACACCAGCAAGUUUAAUAUCAGGUAAAGCACCUUUUAUGCUCCUGUUGUUUAAAAAUAAUAUUGUGAAACAUUGGUAAUACAUAACACUGGAAAUGAGUGCAUGGAUAGUAACACAUGUAAAUACAAACAAAAAUACCCCACAUCACAAGUUCAUCUGACUUCUAAGCAAGACUGAAAUAAUGACUAUGUAAUACAGUUGCCAGUUGUCUGUCCUUUAUAAUUUUAAAUAGAUCUGCAAUCUAACUCCAUUUAUUUGCCAUUUUUUAAUAUACUUUAAGGUUACCCUUUUGAAACUUCAGCUAACUUUUAUUUUCCUAGGCUCAUACAAAACAGAAUUCUUGUAAACUGCAGGCCAUUUUUGAAUAAUGCUCUGUCUUUUCUCAUGGACAAGUUACAUGUGCCCUUUUUACUGUACUC
Messenger RNA from Lagopus muta (rock ptarmigan), 10565 nucleotides. It is a transcript of the gene FER, whose product is annotated as FER tyrosine kinase. Gene Ontology annotation, biological process: regulation of mast cell degranulation; chemotaxis; regulation of actin filament polymerization. The transcript is spliced from 21 exons. The record is from RefSeq and is a predicted model, not a curated record. The coding region runs from base 386 to 2854 and encodes 822 amino acids. NCBI's taxonomy places the organism in Eukaryota, Metazoa, Chordata, Aves, Galliformes, Phasianidae. Gene Ontology annotation, molecular function: non-membrane spanning protein tyrosine kinase activity; ATP binding.